GUUACUAUAAAGAGAAACCUGUAUAUACUCUACAAUACAAGCUAGUAAUUAAGCUAAGUACUUAGAAUGUUCUAUUCAUACCAAAAACAUCAGAUCAUAUCUGAUCAUAUGACAUUCUCUGAUCAAAAUCUUGAGAAACAUAAAUGUAGAGUUUAGCUUCAUUUUUCUGGUCAAUAAAUGUAGAGUUUAGCACACACAAAAAAAAAACAUUUAUGUAUACAUAUGAACACAAAAACACUUGAAUUGAAGUAACUGUGAGAAUAUAAUGGGCCAAAGCUAUUUAGGCCCAUUUAUAAACCCAAUAUCAUUUGUCUGAACGAAACUCAGAUUAUGUCGGAGAAAUGAGCAAAAAAACUCAAACGAGCAAGAAGAAUCUGGAGAAAAAGGAAACUAGAACGUGAUUCGAAAUGGGGAUAGUAGCAGCGAUCGGAGUUUUAUUGCCAUUUCCGUUCUACUGGUGGCUAUGGACGAAUCCUCAGUCAUGGGUCAAUCUCUGCGGCCAAGGAAGAGACCCUUCAAUGAUGAUGGCACGUGUGUCUCACGUCCUCAAGGCUGCUCAGCUCCUCUCUCUCUUCUCCGUCGCGUCUCUCUCCUGGCCUCCUCCUCUCUACUUCUGGCCCCUCAUGGCCUUUGGCCAGUUUCUCAACUUCAGGGUAUAUCAACUGCUAGGUGAAGCUGGAACAUAUUACGGUGUUAGAUUCGGGAAGAACAUACCUUGGGUUACAGAGUUCCCGUUUGGGGUCAUCAGAGAUCCACAGUAUGUUGGGAGUGUUAUGUCUCUAUUGGCUUGUCUCUCUUGGGUUCCAUUCCAAUACAUUCUCCUCUGGUGUCUCGGUUAUGUUUUCAUGAUGUUUGUCGAGUCAAAGGAGGAUCCAAGUGCUCGUGCCAAAUCCAUCUCUUGAUUUCUUUGGCAUAAACCAUUAGUUAAUAGAGUUUUAACUCCCAUGAAAGUGAUGUCUACAUUUCUUGUUGUUUUGACUGUUUCUAUUCUCAGCUUUGUACCCAAAUUGAUUUUUUAGUACCACGGAUAAUGCAGUUAGACUUUAUACAUUUUGUUAAAUCAGAACAUUAUUGGAAAUGCUGUGAUUAAUUAAACAGAAGUACAAAAUAUGUAACAAAACAUAAACCAUUAGCCAGAAGACUAAUAAGAAGUUACCACAAAAAAGAUAAUAGUUGAGAUUGGAUCAUUUGAUAAGUACAUUUUAAACGUUAUCAACCAAAAGCCUACUCAGAGCCAAGUCCCUGUCUACUCGUUCAUGCAAACAGCUGGUCUCACAAAUGACCAUCUCACUAGCUGCUUCAGACACCAAGUAUGCAUGUCCAAGAAAGAGAGAAUAGUUUAACACUGUGCUGCUUAGUUUGUUAUUAUGAUGUUAUGUGUUUGCAUUUGUGUAGAUGUUUUUGUUGUCAAACUAGGUAUUGGAGAUUGCAUGAAAAGGAUUACAUCAUUACAUGUUACAUUUUCAGUAUGGGAAGGGAAUAUAAUCUACUGUCUCUCUCUCUCAUAUGCCAAGUUCAGUCUAAAAACACUAACAAAAUUUGAAACUAAGCUACUUGUCGUUUUGAUUCUGUUGGUACAAUCUACCGGUAACAGCUGCUGCUAAUGCUGCUGUGAACUUAGGAUCUUUUGUCAAGGAAGAAGCCAUUUGCUCUACCAAAAGUUUCUGAACUUCUGGAAAAUCUAUUCUUGAUGGGCUCGUUACUUUCUUUGACUCAGUCAGAUCAAUGGUAGUCACAGGCUCAGCUAAGCUCUUACUUAUGUUGGCAGCAGCAGCUUGACCACCAAGAGAACGGUUUAGGCCACUGUUUGAAUCAAUUUGUGACGGCAUUGGAUGGUUAUGUUCACCCUCAUAAGUUGCUACCAACACAGACUGAUCCUCCACACUUCUUUGAACCUAAAGACAACCAGAAUCAGAUUAAUAUGCUUAAGAAGUUAAUUCUCUUGAUAAUUUUCUUUCUUAAUCUUUGAUUAGUAGUACCUUCUUUUUGACAGAACAGCUUGGAGCACAAGCACAUUUGAAGUAAGCUCUUGGAGAUGGAUUGUCUCUUGUCACUUUCUGUCCAUAUUUCCUCCAUUGAUACCCAUCUUUCACUACCUAUAUUAGCAACACAACUUAAAAUCAAUAAACUAUAUAUAAAUUUUGAAGUUUCUAAAUAUAGACAUCAUUCAUGAAAAGGCUUACAAGGGUAGUGUCAGAUGCUUCGGUCUUGUAAUAAACCCUUGAAACUUUCUCCUUCACAACAGUCUCUUCUCUUUGCUUCUUACAUAUAUACUGAUCAUCUUGAUCCGUAGAGCUACUUUCCGACACUCCACCGACCACAGCCGAGCUAACUGCGUCAUCUCUCGCUGGAGAUUUGCGUUUCUUGGGAGGACUUACAUGGUCUCUCUCGGCUAUGUUCUUCUUGUUAACAUAUUCCAUCAGCUGUUUCCUCAAAACGUUGUACUUGUCAGACAUCAGAGUUAGCAUCUCUGAGAGCUUCUUGUUCUCAGCAUUCAUUCGGUUUAAUUCAUCCACCAAAGCAGUUGUCUGCAGUUAAUCAUUUAUAUAUAUUGCAUGAAGUUAGUAACCGGAAUCCAGAUGUAUUAACAUAUUAUAAGACCUAGAGUUUUCUGUUACAAUCAAAUAUCAAGAACUCAACAUAUAGAUCAGUAGCUCCCAUUUUUUGGGUUAAAAUACUAUCAAGUUUUUUCAAGUUUAUCUCUAAAUAUAAAGUAUAUCCAAAACUCUCUGUGUGUAUACAUAUAUAAUAUAUGUGCGUAUGUAAAGAUAUUUACAUAUGCAAAUCUGUAGAGAGUUGCAAAUUUCUAUACAUAUUUUUGGUAAAAUGAAAACAAAUAUAUACACAUGUGUUCAUAAAAAAUGAAGUACUGAUGUAAGUGAAACUUUUUUUUGUAGAUGUUAAGUAUCAACAAUACAAGAGAAGCAUACCGUGGAAUCUUCUUCAACUCGGAU
Molecule: messenger RNA, 2954 nt
Organism: Eruca vesicaria subsp. sativa (arugula)
Lineage: Eukaryota; Viridiplantae; Streptophyta; Magnoliopsida; Brassicales; Brassicaceae
Source: the annotation of a GenBank genome assembly